Messenger RNA from Spirometra erinaceieuropaei, 522 nucleotides. The record is from the annotation of a GenBank genome assembly. NCBI's taxonomy places the organism in Eukaryota, Metazoa, Platyhelminthes, Cestoda, Diphyllobothriidea, Diphyllobothriidae.
AUGUUCGGUCCACCCUUCAACGCCAGGAAUCGCCUUUAUCACCAGCACGUCCUGCUGUUCUCGCCUCCGGACGAGGACAUAGUCCAACGGGUGCCAGUGUCACGAACGAGGGUGCAUCCAGGUGACCUCCCGCGUCGGAAGGCGGAAGAAGAUGUUGGUCAGGAUGAGGCAAUGUUCUGCGCAGGUUCGUAGGAGGAGCAGGUCAUUGUCAGUGGAGACGUCAAGACCAUAGCGACCCAGCACUCCUCUCCGGGCGGCAUGGUCUGUGCCAACUCGGGAGUUGAAGUCACCAAGGACAUGCAACUUGUCCACUUUCAGCACAGUCGCCGGGGGGCGUGCAUGUCCUCGUAGAAUUCGUUCCUCGCCUUGUCAGGGCUGGUCAUCGUGGGGGGCGUAGACGCUGACAAUGAUGAUGAUGAUGAUGAUGAUGAUGAUGAUGAUGAUGAUGAUGAUGAUGGCCGUGGCGGUGGUGUUGGUGGUGGCUGCGGCGGUGGCGGCGAAUUUGCCUUACCAGUGAGGUAG